Molecule: messenger RNA, 1612 nt
Organism: Physella acuta
Lineage: Eukaryota; Metazoa; Mollusca; Gastropoda; Physidae
Product: ubinuclein-1-like
Biological process (GO): chromatin organization
Cellular component (GO): nucleus
Source: RefSeq, a predicted model, not a curated record
GGCGGUAGAUUUAGCCUCAUAGCAUAGAGACGGAUUACAAAUAAACUAAAUUCUUGUUAAAGGUGGGAUAAAAAAUGAAUUCAUCAUGUCGGAAAUAAAAAGAGUGAACCUGACUACAGUUGAGGCAUCUCAAAAGGACAAAAAAGUUGAUACUAAAAAAAGAACUUACAGGUUUGAACUGUCACUUGGGGAAUCCAAUGCAAAAAUAUGUCCAGAAUACUCGUUUGCGGAGUUAGCAAAAAAUCUUAGGCAUUCCAAUGGAGGAGACUUGUUUGAUGAAUCAGAUGAUGUUAAUGUUGCUGCUAUUGCUCAGAAAUUUGAAGCUAAAUAUGGACCCAAGGCCAUGCAAUCUGGAAAAAAGCAUCGGACCCAAGAAAUGGAUGAUUUUUAUGAUUUGGGAGAUGGCUAUAACGAAGACGAUUCAUUUAUUGACAACACAGAAUUUUAUGAUGAAGUUGUCCCAUACUCAUUGACUACCAAACAUGGAGGUUUCUACAUCAACCAGGGCAAAUUGGACUUCAAAUCUCUCAAUGAUGAUUCUAUAGAUGAAUUCAGCAGCCCUAAGCCUAUGAAGAAAAAGAAAAAGAGAGUCUUGGAUUCUGACAGUGGGGGUGAGGAUGCUGUAGAGGAGACAGGUGAAGCAUUGUCUAAGAAGUUCAAAGCAAUGAAGGAACAAAAUCCUGUUCUACAGCGUAAAAAGCUUUUGGAGAGCAAAGAAGGUGAAAAGAAGAAAAAGAAGCUGCUUGCCGGCCCUGAUGGAGAGAUUGUGAUUAAAAAGAAGAAGAAAAAGAACCUUGAAAAAUUAAAACUUAAAAAGGUCAGUGGCAGCUCGUCCCCUCAGAAAGUUGAUGAAUGUCAAACACCUGUACCUGCAACACCAGCUGUUCCAGUAGUGGCCACACCCAUGACACCUGUUUUGAACACCCCUGCCACCAAUGGUUCCGCUGAGGUUAUUAAUUUGGAUAAUGAUCCCCAGUUGAAAGAUUUUAAACACUCUUUAGAAGAAACAUUCAAUGCCAUACUACAGGGUGUAAAAGAGGACUCUUCCAGCAAGUCUGGUGGAGAGGAAGUCAAGGGAGAUCAGCAGUCAACAGACAAAAAUACUCAGUUGCCAUCACAGUUACCUCCCGAUCUUGCUGAAGCUAUUGAAAAUAUUAAAAAGGCAGCAAGAGAAAGCAAGGAAGGAAAAUCCAAGUUUUUCUCUACAUAUGUUAAUAAACUUUUAUUAGAUAUUGAACUAGGCUCUAAAAACCUUCAGUGGGGCAGUAGAACUAGUAUUUACAAUCAUCUCGGUGAACAUCUACCAUGUGGCAAGCAUGCUUUGCUGCGCAGGGCUAAGAAACUCAGGGAGUCACAACAGGAAGUGCCACUCAAGAUACCUUUGCAAAGACUCAGGGACGCCAUAAUGAGGGAGAUGCCAGGAUUAGUAGAGCAACAUGAACAAGAUGUUGCUAAAGCAAAGCUAGAAGCUGAGCUGAAAGAUGAAAACCCUGAAACAGUCAAAGAAGAAGGAUCUACUGAAAGUGAUGAAGAAGAGAAGUCUGAUAAUAAGAAAAAACCAAGGGGCCCACGCAGGAAAUUUCAAUGGACUGAGGAGAUCAGGUUAGAUUAG